AUGAUAAUUGCUUAUGUGAUGCCAAUGUUGUGUUUAAUAAACAGAUUUUUCUUAAGUGCCACAACAGCUCAAAUUCCUGCAGUCUUUGAAGUGCUUGUUUAUAUUCUAUCAUUCAUAUACCUCCUAUUCAAUAAAAGCAGUCCUGUCAAAAAAUAUACCAAAAAUGCGUCUCAGCAUGACUCAACCCCAGAAGUGAAACUCAAUAAGAGUAAUCUAGAAGAAGAAACCAUUAAAGAAGAAUCUCAAAUUUCUUAUGGCUCUUUCCUUAAUGAUUUAGAAAGCGAAAUAAAAUUCCCUAUUCAUAGCAGCAAACCUAAAGUUUUACCAAAUUUCAAUCCUAUAAUUGUUCCUAUGCCAAUGUCUAAAAGCUUAACUAUUUUACCAAAAGAAGAAAAUAUUAGUAGCUACAUUGAUGAGUAUAAAGAGAUUAAUAAAAAAAUUAAAGGUGGAUGGGCAAAAGUAGAAAAUAAAAGAGAAUUAGAGAGCCUUAGAAGCAUGCUUGCUACAAGAAAAACUACAGGACAAGCACCUACUCUAUCAAAAGAAAGAGAAAUGCAGCUUUAUGGUUUGAUUGAAGAAAUUUCUAUAGCAAUAUCUAAAUCUUUGGAAAAGCAGCAAAUGAAAGAAAUGAAGGAAAAACAGCUGAGAGAAGAGCAAAUUAGGCAAAAGGAAGAAAAUGAUAGAAAACUAAAAGAGCAGCAAGAAAAAGAAAAAAAUCUUAAGGAAAAGCAAAGCAGAGAUCAGUUUGAAAAAGAACUCGAAUUAAAAAAGAAAUCUGAACAAGAUAAGCUUAAAGGGCAAUUAAAAAAUUAUGGAGAAAAGUAUUGGAUUGAUGCAGAAAAUGACAACGACACAAAUUUAGUGAUGCAAGAUGAAGCAACCAACCCAGUCUCUCCAAUCCAAAACCGAGACAUUCCUCCAAUCAACCCAACUGAUGAAAGAUUUAAGCAAUAUAUCAAUGCACAAAUUAUUGAAUAUAAUAAAAAAGUAGAAGAAGGGAAGCGUAAACUUCCCAGAGACUUGCUAGAUGAGCUUAACUGCUUGACUAAUCAGAUGGACACUCAUCGAGGGGACCAAGAGUCUUUGAAAAACAGAAUAAAUGCAGCUUUAAGCUUGCUAAAUAGAAUUAGUGCAGAUUCACAAGAAUUUACGUUAAUUACUUUAAGCGAAAAGCUAAUAGCAAGAAACAAAGAUAUUGGUGCUGAUAUUGAUUCAGGGCCACUUUUCACCUUAAAUGUCACAGACUUCAUCUUUUCACUAGCUCAACAAUAUCCAUCUUUGCACAGAAACUUUUAUUAUGCAAUUGUUUCGAAACUGAAGAUUAUGAUACCAACAUAUGGGUCAUGGACAACUCAAGACAUAUUGAGCCGCUCCCAACUUAAAGAUGUGACUGCUGACCAAUAUUCAGUAGCUAUGGAUACGUCGAGAGCUUUUGGGAUUUUAUUAGGCACUUAUUUUACCCAUCCAGCAUCUCAUUGUAAUAUUCAGGACUGCUGAAGGUGGCUUUCGUUUGUGCUGAAUAUUCCUUUUGAAUAUAUUGACAGAAGCUAUAUGGCUACAUUAGAAGGAUUCUUAAAAGUAACUGGACCUUUUAUGAAAGAAAAGUAUGGGAAACAAUAUGCUAAGAUUGUAAAGCUUCUGCAAAAUGAGUUCCUAACUGCUAUCAAGAAUAAAUUUUCUUUCAAAGAGGAACACAAAGCUUUUAUAACACAAUUAGAUUCAGUUCUCAGAAAAUUAUAA
Molecule: messenger RNA, 1740 nt
Organism: Blepharisma stoltei
Lineage: Eukaryota; Ciliophora; Heterotrichea; Heterotrichida; Blepharismidae
Source: the annotation of a GenBank genome assembly